GCAUCAUCAACACGUAUUUACCGUGACCGAAAAAUCUCAAAACAAAUAAUGAUUUUUCAACUGUGAUUUUACCCAACUAAAUACCAUGGGAGAUAUCUCUCAGACUUCUGAUUAUCAGAAUGAACUUUAUGAACUUUCUCAAGAUUUUGAAAGCUUUUUUAAAGUAGAUACUGCAAAGCAGAUUGCUGAGACAGAAUGUCUUAUUGAUGGAAUUUUAGCAAAAUUAGAAGAACUCUGUACUGUAGUUGAAAUGAUACGCAGUGAAUCGAAAGAUGUUUUGUUUACAAUACUCCCUGUUCUUCAUCAUCGAUGUCAAGAUCUAACAAUGAUUUUUAAACAAAUUGAUAGACUAGAAACAUUUAUGUCAAUGGUAAAAGAAUGUGUUGAAGACAAUGAGGAAAAAGUAAAGAUUGCAGAGAAAGAACUUGGUAGUAAAAACAUAAAAAAAUUACUGAACAAUGUUCCUGUUCCAAAGUUUCUUUUGAAAAGAAAAGAUAUACAGCUAUAUACAAAAAAAGAAGUAACGCCCCUCGACUACAAACAUCCGAAAACGUUUAGAACAGAAGAUUAUUUUGAACCGUAUAAAACUCUACAGAAGAAUACAACAGAAGAUACAUGAGCGUAUAUAUAAACUUGUAUAUGUAUAUUUUUUUCCAUCGCACGCUAUUUGCUUGUAUAAUAAGUUUUUUAUAAGAAAACGCAAAAAAAAAAAAAAUGAAAUAAAAAUUAAGUUUAAAAUUGUGACGUAAUAUUAUAUUCAGAAAAUGGUUAUUAUAUUGCUAAUAAAGAAAAAGGAUAAGA
This is a messenger RNA of Hydra vulgaris (swiftwater hydra), 801 nucleotides long. RefSeq names its product biogenesis of lysosome-related organelles complex 1 subunit 4. Gene Ontology annotation, cellular component: BLOC-1 complex. The record is from RefSeq and is a predicted model, not a curated record. NCBI's taxonomy places the organism in Eukaryota, Metazoa, Cnidaria, Hydrozoa, Anthoathecata, Hydridae.